This is a messenger RNA of Lutzomyia longipalpis, 1414 nucleotides long. It is a transcript of the gene Slimp, whose product is annotated as serine--tRNA synthetase-like protein Slimp. Gene Ontology annotation, biological process: seryl-tRNA aminoacylation. The record is from RefSeq and is a predicted model, not a curated record. Gene Ontology annotation, cellular component: mitochondrion. Gene Ontology annotation, molecular function: tRNA binding; serine-tRNA ligase activity; ATP binding. Lineage: Eukaryota; Metazoa; Arthropoda; Insecta; Diptera; Psychodidae. Bases 112 to 1386 code for a protein of 424 amino acids. The transcript is spliced from 2 exons.
GUCGCGAAUUUUUGUCAAAUUGGUGUAAACAAAAACAUAACCAAACUUUCUUAUAAAAAGGAAUAUCAUACACUUCCUUCCGGAUUCAGUGAAAUUUAGGGAGAUUUAUCAAUGAGAGCAAUGCUUUUGAAGCGAAUCAACAUUUAUUCUUGGCAGCAAUUGCGAAAAUAUUCAGCACUUUACCUUACGGGUGAUAAAGCCAGGGAAGAAUAUGCUUCAGUUCAUCCCUAUUUGGACUUCAAGGGCAUCCUCGGGGAUAGGAAGGGACUUCAGGAGAAUCUAGCAAAACGUAAGUCUCAAAUAAAUCUCACUAAACUCUAUGAGCAAUGGGAUAAGUACAGAAAGCUCCAGGAGGAGAAAAGCACCCUGGAGAGGAAGAGGAUUGAUAUUGCGGAGAGUCUAAAGAAUCAGGCACUUAGGGAGGAAGAAAUUGAAAGACUAAAAGCCGAAGGAAAAGCCCUGAGGAAUACAUUGAAAGAUCUCAAGGAGAACUCGUACAAUUUUGAAGAGGAAUUUAUUAAUAAAUUCCUCGAAAUUCCCAAUGGAAUUCAUCCUCGUACGCAGGAAGGGAUAAUCUUUGAUAGCCCAGUAAAGGAUGAAGUUCCAGCUGCGGAAGAUCAAUGUCACAGCAUGGUCAGUACAGUUGAUGAUCACUGCUUGUAUUCCCGCGGAGAUUUGGCGAGAUUUGAAUUUAUGUUCCCAAUUUAUUGCCAAAAAUUCCUGGCAAAGAAGGGAUUUGUCUACUUCGCUAAUCCGGACUUUGUACGAUCAGUCAUUGUGGAGGCAGCUGGUGUAGAUAAGGGGAGGCUUUUUCGUGUCCUCGAAGAUGAUGCUGAGAGCAAGAUUAAUCUUCUACACCUCUCCGGAGGUGGAUCAAUGAUGAGCUUCUUGAGCUACAUCACAAGAUUAUCAAUUUUCUCCACACAAUUACCCCUCUCCUUGGUUGCCAAUGGAAGAACCUACUCCCGCGCAGGGGAUUCCAGGAGUCAAGGAAAUUCCGUACAAGCCUUCUGUGCCACGUCCACUGUAAAGGAAGCUGAAGAGAAAUUUGAUGAGCUCACUGCGGAUCUUCAGGAAAUUUAUGGGAAGUUCGAGCAGCAUUUUCGCAUGAUUUAUGCUUCUCCGGAAAAAUUAGAUUCAUCCGAAAUGAUGAGACUUUCCCUUGAAAUGUUAUCCACCACCAAUGGGGAUUACAAGGAAGUCGCCAGCGUGAGCUUCCAUGGGGAUUAUUUGAGUAAGAGAUUACUCUUUAACUACAAAUCCGGGAAGGAAACGCAUUUCCCCAACAUUGUUACUGCCACCUUCGUGGAUACAUCGCAAUUGAGCAUAAUUUUAAUGGAUAAGCAUAAAGAUAAGAUUAAGGAAUUGUUAAGGAUUCUAAAGUAGAAUAAAAGAGAUUUUUUGUAGUAAAAAA